Messenger RNA from Cherax quadricarinatus, 2428 nucleotides. RefSeq lists its product as uncharacterized. Lineage: Eukaryota; Metazoa; Arthropoda; Malacostraca; Decapoda; Parastacidae. The record is from RefSeq and is a predicted model, not a curated record.
UGGUAGAGCUGGCAGUGUGGGUGAGUGUUGGGUCUAGGGCAGAGCAGCUCAUCACCACCACCUUGAACGCUCCAUCCCAGGCGACCUCAACCAGUUGCUAGUUCCGCUACAUCACCAUGCUUCACUCAGCGCAGGUUGUGUGUGUGGCGGCCAUAUUGAGCAGCGCGGUGCUAGCAACACCCACUCUGGACACCCUGUCAUCGCCCACAGACGGGUUCCUGAGUGUUGAGUCUGGCUUCAUGGCUGAAGGUAGACCAGAAAGCAAUGGAGAUAUGACUUCUCCCGAUACACAAAUUUCCUCUCAUCCAUUUACGUCCACACAGCAAGGAUCAGAGGAUCUUCCAAAGAAAGUCAUAGAGGCAACACAUGUAGGGGAGACCCCAAAACUUACAGCAAAAGAUGCGCUAGCAUCAACGGGAGUAAAUAGUGCAGAAAUUACGACAACUACAGAUGCAGCUGCUGAAACGAUGCUUCCACAAAAUAAUGACACAAUGUUAACAGAUUCGGAAAUAACUAAUGAUAACACUCCUGAACAAAACAGUGCAGAGACUAGAACAAUUAUAGACUUCGAUGAUGAGAGACCACUUUCAGAGAACUCUGCGGAAGAAAUGUAUCACCCACUUACAGUUGACGCGGCCUACUUCAGGAAAAUUUUCAGCCAACCGGAAAAUGCUUCUGAAGCAGAAACUGGAAACAAUUCUGGGACGCCAUUCAAUAAUGUCGCAGCACUAGUGUCUCACCAAAAUGAUAACAGUGUUCCAAAUUCUGAAAGUGCAAGCUCAGUUGUUGAUAUCCUAAGAAGUUCUUUGAGAAAUGCUGAGAAUCAGAGCAUUCAUGAAGAUCCCGUCAUAGAAGAAGCUAAACUUCAUUAUAUAUCUGUUUGGAAUAAGGAAGCUGUUCGACUAAAUGCUUCCUAUUUAAAAGUGACAAAUGCAUGGCCAGAGAUUGGAAUGGUUUACAUGCCCUUAGUAAAUCAGAUGUCUGACCGGAUUCAGAAUUCUGAGCCAGUUAAGCAGGCAGCCCAAAAGUUCAAGGCUGUAUGGAAGACGAAUGACCCUCAAGGGACCCCCACCUCUUCAAAUCAACCAGUUCUCGGUGUCCUCAAUAACUUCAUGAAUGCUUGGACUUGGGUGGUAGAUGAAAAUGAUGGAACCAGUGAUAGUGCUCACAUGGCCCAAGACAUAAAAGAAAUCGAUAGUAUCUUGGAUAAUUUAUUUAAAUCUAAUAACUUGGCUUCUGAAUCAGAAAUAUCUAGAGUCAUCGUUGACAACCCUGUUUUAGUACAGGAUGCUGAUGAAAAAAUCAACAUUUCUUUCCCUAUAAACAACACGGACGGUCUUAAACCUACAGCAUUUCUAAACCUACCACCUGCACCCAUAGCAUCAGAUGAUGGCACAGCUUCGAUCACAUCAGCUCCGGUAUCACUAAGAAACUACCUUAGACCUGGGACUGUAGGCCAAACUCCUUGUACUGACGCUCAUGGACAUGGAGGCCAUAACCCUUCUAUUCCCACUGCUGGACACAAUGAGGAUUCUGGUUCUAUCAACCCCAUUGCAGUUAUAAGACCAAUCAUACUCCCCAGUCCGGUCCCGAGACCUGCGUAUUCAUACCAAAGAAAUCCUUUUCUUGGACCAUCUGAAAGUCAGACUGGAUAUCCAAAACGAGUUGAAAAUCUCAAUGAAUUUAAAAGGCCCACUAGUGUAAUAAGACCAGUUAGUCAUAAUGGAGAAAUCCAAGAACAUUCACCAGUUCCACUCCAAGAAAUACCUAGGAUUCGGAGACCUGUCAGUUGGCCUUCAUACGGGUCCAGCAUCUAUUCCUAUGAAAUGAUAGAUGACAAAUAUUCCCAUGAGUCGACAGAUGAGUCAGAUUCAUAUGAAUCAUAUGUGGGAGACAUGUUCCCACUGCCUUUGUAUCUAUUACGCUGAACCUAAGUAAUGUCACUCAUGCAUUGUUCAUAACUUUUCAAAUAUCUCUCUUGAUAGCUGUAAAAGCCUCAUAUUUUGUACCCAUCUUCACAUAUUAUUAUUAUUAUAUCCACGGGAAGAGCAAAACCUGUGAGAGUAAUACAAUGCCUUGGCAGUGUGAGGUAAUAAGAUUCGAUCUACAAAAGAGGGGUAGCUCCAAUUCCUUUGGUUAAGAGAUGGUCACUUUCAUCAAAUAAUCCCAGCUGAAAUGCCGAGCACUGUAGAAGGCUGUCCAGUCCUGUAGAAGGCUGCCCAGUACUGUAGAAGGCUGCCCAGCAGUGUAAUAGGAUGCCCAGCACUAUCACAGGAUACCCAGCACUCAGGGAAGGCUCCAGAAUUUCUAUUCUGGAGGGCUUAGGGGUGGCUGUCUGGUUGAAAGGAGAGGGUACUGUUUACAUAACUAAUAUUCUGUUUUUACUUAGAGUGUAUAUUACAGGUCAAUAAAAAAAGGCAGCACCGUU